Molecule: messenger RNA, 363 nt
Organism: Penicillium verrucosum
Lineage: Eukaryota; Fungi; Ascomycota; Eurotiomycetes; Eurotiales; Aspergillaceae
Product: Tetratricopeptide-like helical
Exons: 2
Coding region: 1-363 (120 amino acids)
Source: RefSeq, a predicted model, not a curated record
AUGACAUAUCUCCGUGCCGAACAGCCAGGGGAGGCAUUGGAAGCAUUAAAGAAAUGCUGGCAGCUGCAGAACCUGACUGAAGAACAGAUCAUUGACUCCAAAUACCCCAAGCACAGUGGAGAUAUCGUUCUUCUGGCGAGGAUCAAGUAUGCUCAGGGGCUGAAGCCAGAGGCUCAGCAGCUUGCUUCUAUGACUAUUUCCAUUCGCAGAGGUCUUUUCGGUGAUAAAGGACCCAGAGUAGCCGACUCCAUGUUUCUGGUUGCUCGGAUGGACAUCUCGCUCGAGCCUUAUGGUUUCUCGGGAUCUCAGAACGACGAUUGGGUGACGCUGUUGGUGCUGAGCAGCUCAAAAUUGAAGCUCUGA